AUGGAAAAAUAUUUUAAAAGAAAAUCAUUAGAGAAAUCUUCUACAUCAACUCCUAAUCCUCAAGAAAAUGAUGAACCUAGAAGUGCAAAAUUGAGUCCACCGUUGAAAAAAAGAUUUUUGGAAUUCGAUUUGGAAAAGCUUCCAAAUGAUCCUGGUUUAAGGCCAAAAAUUUCGGAUUAUCACCCAAGUGAUAGAGAUGAAAUUAGAAGAUAUUAUUUACAAAAAGGUCCUUGUCAACCAAAAGAGAUUAAUUUUCCACAGAGAAAAUUUGGAGAUACCUUUCGUAAGUUCAACCCGGAUUGGUAUUUAAAAUAUGGUAAUUGGUUAGAAUAUAGUCAAAAGGAGGAUGCCGCAUAUUGCUUGUGUUGCUAUCUUAUGCGAUCACAUGUUGGAGAGCAUAAAGGUUGUGGUGAUGCCUUUAUAACAGAAGGUUUUACAAAUUGGAAAAAAAGUGAAAGAUUUCGAGUUCAUCUUGGAGAUACAAAUAGCUCUCAUAAUCAAGCAUGGAGAAAUUGUCAAGCUCUAAUGAAACAAAAGCAACAUAUUGAAGGUGUCUUGUGUAAACAAUCCAAUCAAGCUAAAGAGGAUUAUCGAAUUCAUUUGACGGGUAUAAUUGAUUGCAUUCGAUUUUUAUUAGCUCAAGGUUUAGCUUUCCGUGGUAAUGAUGAGUCAAUAUCAUCAAGGAAUAAAGGAAAUUUUCUUGAACUUAUGGAUUUUCUUAUUAACCAUAAUGAAGCCAUUUAUAAAGUUUGGAAGAAUUGUCGGGGAAAUCUUAAGUUAACAUCUCCUAAAAUUCAAAAGGAUAUUGUUAAAGCUGCUGCGAGUGCCACCACUCAAAUUAUUCUUGAUGAUCUCGGAGAUAAUUUAUUUUCUAUUUUAAUUGAUGAAUCUCGAGAUGUCUCAGUUAAGGAGCAAAUGGUUGUGGCUUUACGCUAUGUGAAUAAGAAAGGGCAGGUUGUUGAGCGUUUUCAUGGUGUUGUUCAUGUUGCUAAUACUAGUGCUCUAACACUAAAAUCAGCUUUGGAGUCAUUAUUCGCAAAAUAUGGCUUAAGUUUGUCAAGGAUACGUGGUCAAGGCUAUGAUGGAGCAAGUAACAUGCAAGGGGAAUACAAUGGUCUCAAAAGCUUGAUAUUAAAAGAUAAUUGCUCUGCAUUUUUUAUUCAUUGUUUUGCUCAUCAACUCCAAUUAGCUCUUGUGACAUUAGCAAAAAAACAUUCUGAAAUUGCAUUAUUUUUUAAUUUGGUUGCUAAUUUGUCUAAUGUUGUUGGAGCAUCAUGUAAGCGUCGAGAUAUUCUUCGUGAAAGUCAAAUUGAAAAGGUGAAGGAAGCAUUGCAAGAAGGAGAAAUCUCUAGUGGGCGUGGUUUGAAUCAAGAGACUACAAUUAAGAGGGCGGGAGAAACUAGAUGGAGUUCACACUAUGGUACAUUACUUAGUAUAAUUUCUUUAUUCUCUUCUAUGAUUGAUGUGCUAGAAAUGGUUGAGGAAGAUGGAAUGAAUUUAGAUCAAAAGAGUGAAGCACUUUUUCUGAUGAAGUAUAUGCAAUCUUUUGAAUUUAUUUUCAUAUUGCACUUGAUGAGAAAAGUUUUAGGAAUUACUCAUGACUUAUCUCAAGCAUUACAGAAAAGUGAUCAAGAUAUUGUAAAUGCCAUGAAAUUAGUCAAAGUUUCCAAAAAUAGACUUCAAGCUAUAAGGGACAAUGGUUGGGAUUCUCUAUUCAAUGAGGUUUCAUUAUUUUGUGAACAUAAUGAUGUUGACAUUCCAAAUAUGGAUGAUACAUUUCAAUCAGCACACAAAAAGUCAAAGAGAAAAAUGGAAAAAAUUUCUAAUUUACAUCAUUUUCAAGUUCAGUUGUUCUAUGAUGUGAUUGACCGACAACUUCAAGAAUUGAAUAAUCGUUUUACAGAAGUGAAUACUGAAUUACUUCUUUGUGUGGCUUGUUUAAGUCCAAGACAUUCCUUUUCUUCAUUUGAUAAGGAGAAGUUGAUUCGCUUAGCUCAAUUUUAUCCUUCCGAGUUUUCUCAAGUUGAACUAUUGGCACUGGAUUGUCAGCUUGAAAAUUAUUUCUUAGAUGUAUGCUCUGACAAUGACUUUUCAGAGUUGGAGGGUAUUAGCGAUCUUGCUAUAAAACUCGUGGAGACCAAGAAACACGUUGUGUAUCCGUUGGUAUAUUUGCUUUUAGAGUUAUCUUUAAUAUUACCGGUGGCAACUGCAACAGCUGAAAGAGCUUUUUCUGCUAUGAAUAUUAUCAAGAAUCGGAUGCGAAAUCGCAUGGGAGAUGAAUGGUUAAAUGAUUGUUUAGUUACUUAUAUUGAGAGAGAUAUUUUUGUUGAUGUUGAAAAUGAGAAAAUCAUUCAAUAUUUUCAGAAUAUGAAAAAUCGUAGAGAAGAAUUAUGA
This is a messenger RNA of Vicia villosa (hairy vetch), 2394 nucleotides long. RefSeq lists its product as uncharacterized. The coding region runs from base 1 to 2394 and encodes 797 amino acids. Gene Ontology annotation, molecular function: protein dimerization activity. Lineage: Eukaryota; Viridiplantae; Streptophyta; Magnoliopsida; Fabales; Fabaceae. The transcript has a single exon. The record is from RefSeq and is a predicted model, not a curated record.